AUCGGAAAAUGGUUUCAUCAAAGGCGCUCUUUCUCGGACUAGCAGUCUGCCUGGCUUUGGUUCACUCGAUCCAAGCUAGAGGAGGCAAUCAAGCUUUGCGCAAACAGAUGCAGUUACUGGCUUUGCAGAAAUACGCUACCGACCAUGGAAUUGAACCACCAUCGCAGGAUGAUCCCAAUCCGACGGCUACGAUCAAACAACGGAUGCAGCAAAAGGCACUAGAUGACUACGCCGUGAAACAUGGGCUGAAGACAACUACUGAAGCUACUACAACAACUGUAGCAGCAACAACAACAACAACUGCUCCUGCGACAACUACAACAACUGCAGCAACAACUACAACAACUGCAGCAACAACUACUACCGAAGCCACAACAACAACUGCAGCAACAACAACUACCGAGGCUACAACAACUGCAGCAACAACUACUACCGAGGCUACAACAACAACUGCAGCAACAACAACUACCGAGGCUACAACAACUGCUGCCGAUUCAACAACUGCUGCCGAUGCAACAACUACUGCUGCAACUACUACGGCGUCAGAAACGACUACUGCCGCGGCUACAACCACCACAGGGUCUUCCUAGAAUACGCCCACACUGGUAUUAGUACUACCGAAUGUACGGGGAAGGAAUGAAUGGUGGUAGUCAGCAGUGCACUGUAAUUUGGCAAUCAAUGACAUUAUUUGAAAAU
Molecule: messenger RNA, 696 nt
Organism: Ochlerotatus camptorhynchus
Lineage: Eukaryota; Metazoa; Arthropoda; Insecta; Diptera; Culicidae
Product: spore coat protein SP96-like
Exons: 2
Coding region: 9-590 (193 amino acids)
Source: RefSeq, a predicted model, not a curated record